UGACGUUAUGGGACGCGAACCGGAGCGACUGUUCCAGCGGAAUUGAAAAGGAAGUCAUGAGAAAAAGAAUCCAUUUUCCCUCCACUUUUUCCCUUCAAACCCUAGAAUUUCAUCUCUGUGCUUAUGAACUGUAUGCGAAGAUGUGUUCCUGAAAGAAAGAUUCUGAAGGAACUAAGCUUACAUCGAGCUCAAGUAUGGGUGUAAAAGGCUUGCAUUGGUUUGUGACCAACGCCUGUCCAGGUGUGUGUGUGGUAGUAAAUCUGAAAGAAAUGGCAGAAAAUCACCACAGCAUUCAUCCUGGAUCUCCUCCUGUCAUUGUGGUAGAUGCCAUGUCCUGUCUUCGACAUUGGUACACACCACAAUCCUGGGUGUGUGGUGGCCAGUGGCGAGAAUAUAUUUCUAGCCUGGAUAAGUUCAUAAAUACCUUUACUGCAGCAGGUAUCAGGCUGGUGUUCUACUUUGAUGGACUGGUGGAACAGAAGAAACGAGAUGAGUGGGUAAAACGGAGACUGAGAAAUAACAGAGAAAUAGCCAAGAUCUUCCAGUUCAUCAAGUCUAAUAAGCAGCAGCCUGGGAGACAAAUGUUCUUCAUUCCAUCUGCUUUGGCUACUUUUACACGCUUUGCCUUGAAGUCCCUUGGUCAAGAGGUCAUAUGUUCAUUGCAAGAGGCAGACUAUGAAGUGGCUGCUUAUGGACUCCGUAACAAUUGCUUGGGGAUUCUUGGAGAAGAUACAGACUACUUAAUUUAUGACACAUCCCCAUAUUUUUCCAUUAAUAAACUGUGUUUGGAUAGCCUGGAAACAGUUAUGAUCUCAAGGCAAAAUCUCUGCAGCAGGUUGGGAUUACAUAUAACAGACCUUCCACUCUUUGCCUGUCUCCUUGGAACAGAUGUCAUUCCUGACAAUGCUAUGGAAGGUUUCCGAAAUCGGUGUGUAGCUUCAUUCUGUUCUCAAAGCCGUAGCUAUGAUAAAAGGACUAAUACAGUUCUGGCUGUAGCAAAUUAUAUUUCCACAAUUCAGCGUACAUAUAAUAGUGUGAUGGUUUUGGAAGAAAUGUUACCUUUGGGAUCAGACAAGGCUAUACUUGCCAAAGGAAUAGAGUCUUAUAUUCUGCCCGGGCAGCAGUCUCCAUGGCUCCCUUGUGACUUUUCAUAUUCUCCAGAAGCAUCAGCCAAUCAAGAUAUACCUUUGUUUCUAGAUCAAGAGAUCUUUCAGAUAGCCAAAGAACAACAUGUGCAAAAUGAAAGCUAUAUGGUAUAUAAUGUCCUGAGUAGCGGAGAGGUUGACUGCAGCAACACACUGGAAGAUGAAUGUGAUACUGAACUCCCUGGACAGGCGUGUAUCUACUACUGUGCUCGUCAGCAUAUCUAUUCUGUCCUGCUGGAAUCUGGAAAAGAUUCCCAUGGGGCUUAUCCUGUAGUGAAGGAGUGGUUUGUGUGUGCUGGAAAUUCCCUUCAGCAGCCAGAUCUGGUGCAGCCCAAACAACUUCCAGGUGGAACUCCUAGUCUGAGAAUACUUUGGCUUAGCAAGGGACCAGAGGCUGAAAAGCGACGCUGUUGCACAUUUCUGGCAUGUUUUCAGCUUCAAGAUGUAACAGAGGAGCUCCAGGCUCUGGAAGCUUCUGCUGCUGCUGUCUGUUCCUUGUUGAUGUACCUUGCUCUUCAGGUGGACAGCCUCUCUGUGGAAGAUUUGAACGCAUUUGUAGCUCAGGCUGUAUGCCUUGAGGGGAAGUCAGCUGCUCAGCUUGCAGACUUGCAGCUUGCACAUAUUGAUUCGAGAGCUGUACAGCUUGGUUCUCUUUUCGUCCGUGGCCUGGCCACAUUGAUUAUGGGGAAUGGUGCUUGUGGUUUCCCCUUCAGAAUGGACAAUUUAAUGCCAUGGCAUGUAUUUGAUGGAAAACUCUUUCAAGAGAAAUAUCACCUGGCUCACAGAGGACAGCCUUUACAUGAGCUUUUGGAAGGCAAUGAAUCUUGGCUUUCAAAGUUUCAGAAUUUGAUGUCCCUUAUUUGCAAAGUAUGCUCAGAAAAAGGUAGAAAAAUCCAGAGCAGACGACGAGAGAACAGUUUUGUGCCAGCAUCAAGAGGAAUAAAUUAUUUUUCAGAGAGAAGAGAAAGAAGAGGGGCUUCUCGCUUUCAGAUCUCAGAUAGGAUUCCUUCUCAACCAUAUCAUCAUCCAAACCAGGGAUGCCCAUGGAGAGGACCUCCAACGCCUCCUUAUUCAUAUGAAUUCCGUAUUCCUGGUCCUGGAUAUAGGUCACGACGCUUCAACGUCCGGAAAAUGGACAAAAGACUCCAGUUUGCCUCUCGAUGGCCCAGAUAACUUUCUACCUGAAUGGAAUUAACCAGAAAA
This is a messenger RNA of Sphaerodactylus townsendi, 2348 nucleotides long. It is a transcript of the gene FAM120B, whose product is annotated as family with sequence similarity 120B. Gene Ontology annotation, cellular component: nucleus. The coding region runs from base 195 to 2318 and encodes 707 amino acids. NCBI's taxonomy places the organism in Eukaryota, Metazoa, Chordata, Lepidosauria, Squamata, Sphaerodactylidae. The record is from RefSeq and is a predicted model, not a curated record. The transcript has 12 exons.